This is a messenger RNA of Cuscuta campestris, 722 nucleotides long. The record is from the annotation of a GenBank genome assembly. Lineage: Eukaryota; Viridiplantae; Streptophyta; Magnoliopsida; Solanales; Convolvulaceae.
CCCAGCCCACCCCUCACCACUUAGCCCAAUGCCCCAAUCCACCCUCACCCGUAUGUUGACAAAAAAAAAGAAUCCACAGAGAAAGGAUGCAGAAGAGUGCAAGAGCCGAUAGCAGAAGAAAGGACGCCGAAGAAACGACGCUGGCACGCCGCCGAACGCCGACCUCCACCCUUCAGAUGCAGAUCCAGAAGCCUUCAUUUUUCAAGAUCUUAUUGGGCGACUUCGCCACUGUUCUCCGUUUGCCGCUGCUGUUUGUGGAGGUUUACGGGGAGAGGCUUUCGCCGACGGUGUCACUCGCCACCGGCGCAUCGCCGGAGAAAUCAUGGGCGGUGAAGGUCGAGAAGAGCGGCGAUCAUUGGGUGUUGGGAGAUGGUUGGUCGGCUUUUGUGAAGGGGAACCGUUUGGAAGCAGGGGAUUUCGCUAUUUUCUGGCUGAUGGAUAAUUGGUCUACCUUCAAGGUCCGGCUCUAUGACUGCACUUGCUGCGAUAAGCAACUUUCUUCCAGAUUCUUCUCCCCUGGUGGAUUUCCUGGAUUAGAAGAGACUGAAUGCAUCCAGACUGAAAUGAUGUGCGAAGACUGAUGUGCGCUUGUAACUACUGGCGUCUUUGAAGAAGAGAGAAGGCUGACACGCCCAGGUAAUUGUAGAAGAAAAUUAUAGAAGAGAGAAGGCCUAUUUGAUUGAAGAUGCUUGACAUUCUUUGUCCUUUUCUUGGAUUCGGGU